Nerophis ophidion (straightnose pipefish) is the source of this 2074-nucleotide messenger RNA. It is a transcript of the gene tgfbi, whose product is annotated as transforming growth factor, beta-induced. NCBI's taxonomy places the organism in Eukaryota, Metazoa, Chordata, Actinopteri, Syngnathiformes, Syngnathidae. The coding region runs from base 87 to 1604 and encodes 505 amino acids. The record is from RefSeq and is a predicted model, not a curated record. The transcript has 13 exons.
GAUGGAGUGUGUGCUCCUCACAGGAGAUAUUGGAUGCACUGGUGAGCAACGUCAACAUCGAGCUCCUCAAUGCUCUCCACUAUCACAUGAUCAACCGCAGACUCACCUCUGAGGAGCUCAAACAUGGAUCCUCCUUCUCCUCCAUGUACCAAGACUUCCACGUGCACCUGCAGCACUACUCCAACGGGAUCGUGACGGUGAACUGCGCCCGGCUGAUCAAAGCCGACCAGCACGCCACCAACGGGAUCGUGCACGUGGUGGACCGUGUGAUCACUGCCAUCUCCAACAACGUGCACGUUCUCAUCGACGUGGACGAGGACCUGGAAACCCUGCGUACGGCCAUUGCGGCCGCCGGUCUCACCAGCAUUCUGGAGAGCGAGGGUCAGUACACCAUCUUUGCUCCUACCAAUGAGGCCUUCCAGAAAAUUCCUCCAGAAACCUUAAACAGGAUCUUGGGGGACCCCGUGUCUCUUCGAGACCUGCUCAACUACCACAUCCUGAAGAACAUGCGCUGUGCAGAGUCCAUCGUGUCUGGGACGCCCAUGGAGACGCUGCAGGGCACGGUUCUGGAAGUGGGAUGUGACGGACAGGAGAUCACUCUGAACGGGAAGGCCGUCAUCACCAAGAAGGACCAGCUGGGAACCAACGGGGUCAUCCAUUACAUCAACCAACUGCUCAUCCCGGACUCAGCAAAAACUCUGCUGGAGCUAACGGAAAGCUCCAAUGUUGCUACGGCGACCAGAAUGUUUGUGGAGGCGGGUCUGAGCCCACAACUGAAGGGCUCCCAACCUCUGACCGUGCUGGCACCUGUGGACCACGCCUUCACAGCAGGUGUGAGCAGCCCGGGCGACAUGAGCAAGGUGAUGAGCAACCACGUGGUGAAGGGUCAGCUGUCCUCCAAGUCCUUGUACCACAACCAGGAGCUGCAGACACUGGGAGAUGUGACACUUCGAGUCUUUGUCUACAGAAAUAACUUGUGCAUCGAGAACGCCUGCCUCGCUGCCCACGACAAGACCGGGCGCUACGGGACCAUGUUGACCGUGGACAAAGUGGUGACUCCGCCCAUGGGGACCGUCAUGGACGUCUUGAAGGCGGACGACCGCUUCAGCCUUCUGGUGGGAGCCAUCCAGACGGCCGGAAUGACGGAGAUGCUCAACCAGCCCGGAGCGUUGACCUUCUUCGCCCCAACCAACCACGCAUUCAACGCCCUGCCGCAGACAGAAGUCAGCCAGAUGAUGCGAAACGGCGAGCAGCUGGCGGCCACCCUCAGAUACCAUCUUGGCGACGGGAUGCUGGUCAGCGGCGGGGUGGGGUCUCACACCCGAGUCAAACCUCUGCAGGGUGACAGGUUGGAGUUGGGCGUGAAAAACUACACGGUCUUUGUCAACCGAGUGGCGGUGGCACACGCUGACCUGAUGGCCACCAACGGCGUGGUUCACGGCAUGGACAGCAUGGUCAAGCCACUGCCUCCCAAGGUGGACCCAGAACAAGCUGACGGGCCGGCCAGGCAAUCGGACGUGGGAAGCUUCAGGAACGACGCCCUUUUCCUCAAGGUCGUGCAGAGUGGCUCCAGCAGGACCAUGAGCAGCAGGCCAGAUGUUUGACUUUUCCUCAAGUGGCUCCAGCAGCAGGCCAGAUGUUUAACUGUUGCUUGGCGUCAACGCUCAUGUCCUGCUUUACUUUUCCUGCAAUCGCCUGCUUGCUUUCUUGGCAGACAAUUUGCCAGUGAGCACAGACACCUGCUGAAAGAAUCAAACCUGAGUUAUGAAGGCCAACUAAAGCGCUUGAGGACUUAAACGAAGAAGAAGGUUGAAUAUAAGCACAUUCUUUACUUGUAGCAAUGUUGCUAACUACUCACCAACAUGCUGCAGCAUCCGCUUUGCUACUUCUCUUAUUUUGUCAACUCCAAGAGAAACCUUUCUUGUGUUGAUGAAAAACAAUCUGGGACAUGUCAGAAAAAAACACAUUUCUUGUCUUUUCUUCUUGUGGAUGUCAGGUUAGCCCUCAAAAUGUUUUUUUUCUGGUUGUCAAAAUAAAGCCGGAGUGAAUAAAAGUGAGUUUGGUGUAAAUAAAA